CAAACUUCUAACGGGAGCCUUUUCAAAUUCACCGCACGGACAGGCGAGGGCAGCAUCCCGAGUUCAUGAGGAGGCGGUGAGGAGUCUUCAGCUCGCGGUGAAAUGGAAAGAUCGGCUUUCUGGGGCAGCUGCACUCAUAGGUGCCUGCUGGUGUUCACCUCCGUCCUCCUGCUGUGUGAGAUCGUGGUCGGCCGUCUCUGCAACUCCCUUAUUAACACAGUGGACAGUUUCCACACCCUCUAUGUCCUCAUGCACUUAACCCUGCACCCAUUGGAGACGCCGACAGGAGCUUCUGUGACCUCGAUUACAAACCCCUACACCUCCCCAGAUCCUGACGGACCGGUGCCACAGCAUCUUACGUCGACCGCUGAUGGCCCAGCACUAACUCCAGACUCAGCUUCAAGUACAACCCAGAACGAUCACACUGUCACUGGUUCCGCCACUGACAGUGCCGCCUCUGAGGAAGACCAGUACAGUACUCUGCGUCUGCAGCCCUUCGGAGCUGCAGUCUCAGCUCUCCUACUGGGCUCUCUUUGUGUCUCCAUCAGCCUUGAGAUCAUUACCCAUACACUGCAGCCCCAUGUCAUAAAGCGCCCUCUGCUGGCCACGGUGGUAGGUGCGGCUAGCCUGCUGUUCAAUACUCUAAUACUGAUCUGGAGAGGAGGCAGAGAAAUGGAUAUAGGACUUGGUGGGAUUAGCAAGGAGCUGACAGAGACACAGAGUGAGGCCUUCACCACAACAAAUGAUAAAGCAAAGAAUAGUCAGCUUGGAGGGGGCACUACCACAGUGGAGGAGAUGGGUCAUCAUGAUCAUUCAACUCUAGAAGGUUCUCUUUAUGGUGGUGCACUGAUGUUCUGUAACCCUGGAGCACCCAGUGUGCUGGAUCCAGGCCAGUGCUCCAAAGAAUGCUGUUCUUCCGUCUCAAGUUCUGAAACCCCAACAGCUCCCACCACUCACUCCUACCCACAGUCCAACCAUGCAGAGAACUCCAUCUCCCAUCAUUCCAAUGAUUACCAACAACCUCAACAGACACCUCAGCUGACAGACCCACUGAAUGAGGUGGACAGCUACAAUGCCUGUGUCGUCCACACUGAGCGUUCGUCGCUGGUACCAACAGUUCCAAGAAAAAGGCAGAAGCGAGGCUGUAUGAACAGCAUCAUCGCUGUGAUACACAGCCUGCUGGGUUCCGUCCUGGUUCUUGCUAACGGCCUGGCCCUUCUUCUGUUUGGUGCUGACUGCCUGCAGCCUCACUGGGCUUGUCGUCUACUCCCUUAUCUGGACCCAGUCUUCUCCUUGGCGACCGUGCUGGUUCUGAUAGCCAGGGCCCUGCCAGAGCUCCGGCAACAUGCCUUAAUGCUGCUUCAGGCUCCCCCAGCACACGUGCAUGUGGAGGAGCUAACAGCCAGCAUCGGUCGUGUGCCGGGUGUGUUAGCGAUUCACGAGCUUCAUGUGUGGCAGCUAUCUGAGACGCGUCUCGUGGCGUCUGUCCAUGUUCACUGCCCAUCGGGAAUGGGAGCGCUAGAGUGUUCUGAACUCCUGGGGGCGGUCACAGAGGUCCUUAACCGUUUUGGUGUGAGUCGCUGCACUGUGCAGCCGGAGUUUGUCGCCAUUCACAGUAACGAUCCUCAGUCUCAGGCACGGUCAGCAGUGCCAGACACAGUGGACGCUGCAGUGCAGCCAUACUGCAGCCUACGUUGCGGGAAGGAGUGUGCUAGGAAAAUGUGCUGUGCACCUCCAGAAGUGCAUCCCUGCCCUACAGCGCCCUCUGCUGUGGACAUGGAUGUGAGGCAUCAGGACGUUGUCAUUGAGAACACAUACCUAUAAUGGCGAUAAAGAAAUGUCACUAAACGUCAGUGGAA
Colossoma macropomum (tambaqui) is the source of this 1859-nucleotide messenger RNA. Its product is annotated as zinc transporter 1. The record is from RefSeq and is a predicted model, not a curated record. NCBI's taxonomy places the organism in Eukaryota, Metazoa, Chordata, Actinopteri, Characiformes, Serrasalmidae. Gene Ontology annotation, biological process: intracellular zinc ion homeostasis; detoxification of zinc ion; zinc ion transmembrane transport. Bases 103 to 1824 code for a protein of 573 amino acids. Gene Ontology annotation, molecular function: zinc ion transmembrane transporter activity; calcium channel inhibitor activity. Gene Ontology annotation, cellular component: Golgi apparatus; endoplasmic reticulum. The transcript has 5 exons.